Gloeophyllum trabeum ATCC 11539 is the source of this 1980-nucleotide messenger RNA. RefSeq lists its product as uncharacterized. The transcript has 3 exons. Gene Ontology annotation, molecular function: DNA binding. Lineage: Eukaryota; Fungi; Basidiomycota; Agaricomycetes; Gloeophyllales; Gloeophyllaceae. Gene Ontology annotation, cellular component: nucleosome. Gene Ontology annotation, biological process: nucleosome assembly. The record is from RefSeq and is a predicted model, not a curated record. The coding region runs from base 1 to 1836 and encodes 611 amino acids.
AUGGAGGCCCCCAGCGGCGACGCAGCGUCGCCCGCUCCCACCACACAACCUCAGGAUGCCGCUUCGCAACCGCCCCAGUCUGCUGCCAAUGAUCGGCCAAAUUUCGUCCAUUCCGAUGAGACCAACCUGAAGCGAAGUUACUUGAGACUUCUACCACCUGUGCAGGUCGUCGAGAUAUGCCUGAGCUUUGACCCUUAUGUGCCCCCGGACGUGAAGAACAGGAUAUGGCCUGUGGACUUUCACUCCGCCAUUGCGGCACUCCAGCUGGAAGCUUCGGUGUUGCCCAGACUACCUGGCCCCUCUCGUGAACCCCCCUUUGGACAUACGCCUGUAGCCAAGGCUUCUGCUCCGUUCCUUACCAAUAGCCCAACCGCCACUGCGCAUGGCAAUGAUCCACCGCCUAUGGAUUCGCUGCAAGACCCCGCAUCAUCGUCCAAUACACCUGCCGCCCAAACUGAACAGACAGCGUCUACAACAUCACUGGGCAGUACCGCAACUACCCAACCGACUCCGCAGCUGCAGCCAGUCGGCGGUCCUAGUCAUUCCAAUUCGCCCGCUCCCACCACUCAGCCCAACAAGCCUCCUUCCGCCUAUGCUCAAACCCAACCGCCGUACCCCCAUGUCCCUUAUGGCUACCAUCCCCAUCACCUCUACCCGCAUGCGUCCUACUACGGUCAUCCUCCAUCAGGUUACCCGCCCCAUUAUCCCCCAUACCCCGGCGCAUAUCCCCACUAUCCUCAAGCAGGUGCGUAUCCUGCAACUCCGCACACCCCACCAGUUCCCCACCACGAGCCGCCGCCCCCGACGCGCCCGCCUAUUCUCGGUGGGCAUCCUGGUGGCUCGGCAGAAGACUUACCGAGCUACGAAGAUAUGAUCGUGGAGGCGCUCAUGGAUUGUGCGGAUCCGGAAGGUUUGGCGCCGAAGAAUAUGUUCCUGUGGAUGGCGGCGCGAUAUCCGUUACAGUCAAAUUUCAGGCCAUCAGCGAGCCAGGCGCUGCAGAAAGCGUUCAAACGUGGUCGAUUGGAGAAGAGUAGCGACGGGAAGUACCGUCUCAACGCUGCUUGGGAAGGUGGAAGUACGUCAAAACGCACCACGCGACGUCCGCAGACGCAGACGCAAGUUGCUCUGUCGCAUGACCUUCAAUCAUCGAAGUCUCCAUUUACGAAUGCCCCACUCGCUCAUCGCGCAGGCAGUGCGCCGGCUAAUGUUCCUCCCAACUAUAAUUCGCCCCUCCAUGCGGGUGCAACGCCCUACCCUUACCAGACCUCCGGGUAUCCCGGUUACCAGUAUUCUGGUUGGCCGGCUUCCUUGCCAGCUGGUCAUGCUCAGGCCCAGAAGACUACCGUCUCGUCGACCAGCGCAUCUGCGAACAACGCUUCCAAACCUGAUGCAAAUACCCAAUCCGCUGAGGCCCCGCAUGUCGAUGCUUGGGAGGCUGCGCAGAGCAUUCUCAAGGCGAUCAACUUUGGACCUCUGCUGGAACAAGCUAACCUGGGCGCAACAAGUGUGGAUGUGCAGCCUCCUGAACCCUCGGCCACGGCUUCCCAGAUCAAUGGAGACGGAUCCGGGCCGGCGCCUACUUUGACAGACGAGGAGAAAGCGGCCUUGCAGGCUCAGUUGGCGCUCUUGGCUGCGCAGCUCGAAGAGAUUGCGGAAGAGGAGGAGAUGCUGGCUACCGCGGAACAUCACGAUCCAGCCGAGGUUGUAUCUGGCCCUUCCAGGCAAUCACAGACUGAACGUACAAGAGAACGGGAUGAGGACGUUGAGAGCGAGGAUUCUGACGAGGAUAUGGAGAUGGUUGAUGUGUCGGUUCCUAUCGAUCCACCACGGACAUGAUUGAACGGUUUAUGGUCUUUGGCUGCAUGUCACUGCUUGUCGAAUUGCUCUGUAUCGCACUGCUGUCGUCUCUCUCGUAGUACAUAUAACGUCCAAAGUCUGGCUAAUUUGGAUUGAAGAGAGAUUGCACAUUUUCGCCCGGAC